Molecule: messenger RNA, 1596 nt
Organism: Telopea speciosissima
Lineage: Eukaryota; Viridiplantae; Streptophyta; Magnoliopsida; Proteales; Proteaceae
Product: actin
Exons: 5
Coding region: 156-1289 (377 amino acids)
Cellular component (GO): cytoplasm
Source: RefSeq, a predicted model, not a curated record
GGCGGGCAGAGAGAGAGAGACGAGAGAUAUAGAGAGGGUGAAAGGGAGAGGGAGAGGGAGGUGAGAAAGAACUUAGUGAGAGAGAAGAGAGAAAGAGAGGGUUUCGAAGGCUCUCACGAACGCGCGAUCUAGGUUUCCUGAGUAGGCAAUAAAAGAUGGCAGAUGGUGAGGAUAUCCAGCCUCUUGUUUGUGACAAUGGAACAGGAAUGGUCAAGGCCGGAUUUGCGGGAGAUGAUGCUCCAAGAGCUGUGUUCCCUAGCAUUGUGGGCCGCCCACGCCAUACCGGUGUGAUGGUUGGUAUGGGGCAGAAAGAUGCCUAUGUUGGGGAUGAGGCUCAGUCUAAGCGUGGUAUUUUAACUCUGAAGUAUCCAAUUGAACAUGGAAUUGUUAGCAAUUGGGAUGACAUGGAGAAGAUCUGGCAUCACACCUUCUAUAAUGAGCUACGGGUGGCCCCAGAAGAGCACCCUGUUCUCCUCACUGAAGCACCUCUCAACCCUAAGGCCAACCGUGAGAAGAUGACCCAAAUAAUGUUUGAAACCUUCAACGCUCCUGCCAUGUAUGUUGCAAUCCAGGCUGUUCUUUCUCUUUAUGCCAGUGGUCGUACAACUGGUAUUGUUCUGGACUCCGGGGAUGGUGUCAGCCACACAGUUCCCAUCUAUGAAGGCUAUGCCCUACCACAUGCCAUCCUUCGUCUUGACCUGGCAGGUCGUGAUCUCACAGAUGCCCUUAUGAAAAUCUUGACUGAGCGUGGCUACUCUUUCACCACCACUGCAGAGCGUGAAAUUGUGAGAGACAUGAAAGAGAAACUUGCGUACAUUGCUUUGGACUAUGAACAAGAACUAGAAACGGCCAAGACCAGUUCCUCUGUGGAGAAGAGCUAUGAGCUGCCUGAUGGGCAGGUAAUCACAAUCGGAGCUGAGCGUUUUAGAUGCCCAGAGGUCCUCUUUCAACCAUCCAUGAUUGGUAUGGAGGCUGCUGGCAUACAUGAGACCACUUACAAUUCUAUCAUGAAGUGUGAUGUCGACAUUAGGAAGGAUCUAUAUGGCAAUAUUGUCCUCAGUGGUGGCUCUACCAUGUUCCCUGGCAUUGCUGACAGAAUGAGCAAGGAGAUUACGGCACUGGCACCCAGUAGCAUGAAAAUCAAGGUGGUGGCCCCGCCUGAGAGGAAGUACAGUGUGUGGAUUGGAGGCUCCAUCUUGGCAUCUCUCAGCACUUUCCAGCAGAUGUGGAUUGCUAAGGCUGAGUACGACGAAUCUGGGCCAUCAAUUGUGCAUAGGAAAUGCUUCUGAUCACGGACAAGCACAGUGGAGAUUGAUGAAGAGAAACCCCCCAUGUCAUAGGAAUGCUUCUGAUCAAGCAUAUCUGAGAAACACUCUUUCUUCCUUACUUUCCUUCUUUUCCGUUUAUUCUCUUUUUCUCAAUCUAAAGAACUCGAAGGGGGUGAAAUUUCUCGCCUGAAAUUCAAUUUUUUCAUUGUUAUUUCUUCUUAGAAGUUGUGUACUAGUACUGCUUUGGUUUGGGUUGAAUCAGUGGUCUGCCAUUACUUCAAUAGAGGCCCUCUUGAUUAAUUAAAACCAAUAAUAUCUUUUCCAUGUU